AUGCCUGCAGCAAAAGACUGGGAAAGCAAGGCUCAAAUUUGCCGUGAUAUUCUUGAGAAUUCAAUCUCCAAGCAAUGGCUUCUUCCUGCAGAUAAGCUUCCCACCAAGCAACAGCUCAAUGUUACCAAAGUCCCUUACACAUGCGGCAUUCUUUCUGCUGAGGAGCUUGACAUGACCGAACAAACUGCUGCUGGGCUUUUGAGCAAGUAUCAGUCUGGUGCGUGGAAGGUCGAGGAUGUCACCGUUGCAUUUCUCAAACGAGCUACAAUCGGACAACAACUUCUCAACUUUGCUACUGAGUUCCUCACCGAAGAAGCGUUGGAAACCGCAAAAGCCCUGGACAAGCAUUUCGAAUCCACGGGUAAACUCAUCGGUCCACUUCAUGGCAUUCCUGUCAGUGUCAAAGAACAUGUCUCGUAUGGUGGCAAGAUCACCCACGCUGGCUUCGUGAGUGAAAUUGACAACAUAGCCAAGGAAGACGCGUUGCUUGUUCAACUACUCAAGAAGGCAGGUGCGGUAUGCACCGUACGGACCAAUCAGCCACAAUCUUUGAUGCACUUGGACUGUGAGAACAACAUCACUGGAACAACGCUCAACCCCUAUAACCUCAAGCUCUCUCCUGGUGGAUCGUCAGGCGGCGAAGGAGCAUCAAUGGGCUUCAAAUGUGCUGUGCUUGGUGUCGGCACAGAUAUCGGUGGUAGUAUCCGUGCUCCUGCUGCAUUCAACAAUUCUUAUGGACUCCGACCCACCACUCUCCGUAAUUCUGGUCUUGGUCUCCAUGGUGUACUCGGUGGACAGGAGAGUAUCAAGGGUGUGAUAGGCCCUCUUGGUCAGAGCAUUGAUGAUCUUUGGCUGUUUCAGAAGGCAUUGAUUGAUCUCAACCCUCAUGAUAUUGACACGACAUUGGCUCCUGUGCCAUGGAGGGGCGAGCUUGAGACGCCUAAAAACAUCACCGUCGGUAUCAUGAUGACCGAUGGGAUAGUCAAACCUCACCCUCCUCUCAUCCGCGCACUAGAGACUGCCAAGUCCAAGCUCCACGCCGCCGGAGUCAAAGUUGUUGACUGGGAAAACUACAAGCAUGAUCAUGCUUGGGACAUCGUCUCGGCUCUAUACUUCCCUGAUGGCGGCAAACGUAUCGAAGAUGCUCUCGCAGCUUCUGGCGAACCCAUGCUACCGCUCACACGCCAUGCCUUGAAUUACUCCAAGGCGAUCUCCAUCUCUGAGAAUUGGGAUCUUAACGUGAUGCGUGAGAACUACAGGCGCGAGUAUCAUGCUUUAAUGAAAGAGCGUGGUGUGGAUGUUAUCUUGUGUCCUGCAUACGUGGGCGCAGGUGUCAAGCAGCAUGGUGCAAAGUACUGGGGCUACACGAGUCUGUGGAAUAUCCUUGACCAGCCGGCUGUGGUAUUCCCAACAGGUAUGUCUGUCGACAAGAAUAUUGAUAUCAUCGAAGAGGGUUACUCGCCCUUGAACGAGAAGGACAAGGCUGAAUUCGAAGCUUAUGACCCUGAGCUCUUUGAUGGUUUCCCCAUCACUCUUCAGCUUGCUGGCAAGCAUUUCCACGAUGAGGAUGUUUUGAGAGCAGCUAAACUUGUGGAGAACGUAAUUAAGGGCUGA
Messenger RNA from Aureobasidium melanogenum CBS 110374, 1614 nucleotides. RefSeq names its product fatty-acid amide hydrolase. Lineage: Eukaryota; Fungi; Ascomycota; Dothideomycetes; Dothideales; Saccotheciaceae. The coding region runs from base 1 to 1614 and encodes 537 amino acids. The record is from RefSeq and is a predicted model, not a curated record. The transcript has 3 exons.